Molecule: messenger RNA, 666 nt
Organism: Zootoca vivipara (common lizard)
Lineage: Eukaryota; Metazoa; Chordata; Lepidosauria; Squamata; Lacertidae
Product: claudin-16-like
Cellular component (GO): bicellular tight junction; membrane
Molecular function (GO): structural molecule activity
Source: RefSeq, a predicted model, not a curated record
AUGGCGGUGGCUUUGCAACUGACAUCCUUCUGCGUCGCUCUCAUUUCGACCCUCUUCCUGGUCGCGGCCACAUGGACCGACUGCUGGAUGGUUAAUGCUGAUGACAGUUUGGAGGUCAGCCACAAAUGCAGAGGACUGUGGAGGGAGUGUGUCACCAACAUGCAAGACGGCAUCAGGACCUGCGACCAGUACGACUCCAUUUUAGCAGAGCACCCCUUGAAGAUUGUGGUGACUCGAGCAUUGCUGAUCACAGCUGACAUCCUCUCGGGAUUCGCGUUAGUCUUGCUGGCGCUGGGCCUCGACUGCAUCAAGUUUCUCAAGGACGAGCCACAGGUUAAGCUGAAGAUGCGGUAUUUGUCAGGAUUAGUCCUGGGAAUCGGAAGUGUCCUCGGACUGGUGGGCUCUGUCUGGUAUGCUGUCGACGUCUAUUUGGAGAGGACCAAUCUUGUCUUGCACAGUGUGUUCUUGGGAGUCCAUUAUGACUUUGGAUGGUCUUGCUGGCUGGGAAUGGUGGGGUCCUUGGGAUGCUUCAUGGCGGCCAUUGUGUUGACCUGCUGCCUUUCUGCCACAUCAGGAGGUGCUGCCCCCCGCAGGAGACCUCAGCGCCUGACACACCAUUUGCCCAUAGUCACUUGCAAGAUGUAUGCCAUGGCUUCCCGCGUGUGA